AUGGCGGUCUGGAAUAAGGUCAGGUCCCUAUUCCGGAGUCCUCCCAAUCAUCCCCAAAAGAACAGCUCACCGGGCUUCGAGCCUCACCACCAAACGCAUAAAGAGAGCCAUAUGAAUCAGCAAUCUCGCAAUACAGACAGCGACGAUGGCGAGGAUCUAUGCCGCAACCUGAGCGAAGUCGCCGCGCCGGAACCCGUGCAAAGACUCUCGCCGCAGGAGCAGGCGCGCCGACCGUCUCUGGAGAAACGACUGUCGGAUAUGUCGAGAUCAGGCCAUGAGAGGGACGAUGAGAUAUAUGAGAAUUUGAGCGAGCUUGCGGCGCCGGAGCCGGUUGAGAGGUUGUCGGAGAGCGAGCUGGCGAGGCGGCCAUCGCUUGAGCAGAGUUUUUCGCAGUCUCGUUAG
This is a messenger RNA of Aspergillus puulaauensis, 402 nucleotides long. RefSeq lists its product as uncharacterized. The record is from RefSeq and is a predicted model, not a curated record. NCBI's taxonomy places the organism in Eukaryota, Fungi, Ascomycota, Eurotiomycetes, Eurotiales, Aspergillaceae. The transcript has a single exon. The coding region runs from base 1 to 402 and encodes 133 amino acids.